This is a messenger RNA of Micropterus salmoides (largemouth bass), 933 nucleotides long. Its product is annotated as G-protein coupled receptor 4-like. Gene Ontology annotation, cellular component: membrane. The annotation marks the transcript as partial. Gene Ontology annotation, biological process: phospholipase C-activating G protein-coupled receptor signaling pathway; positive regulation of Rho protein signal transduction. The transcript is spliced from 4 exons. The record is from RefSeq and is a predicted model, not a curated record. NCBI's taxonomy places the organism in Eukaryota, Metazoa, Chordata, Actinopteri, Centrarchiformes, Centrarchidae. Gene Ontology annotation, molecular function: G protein-coupled receptor activity.
AUGUUGGGUCUCAAACCCCGUCUGAAGUCUCCCGGUCUGGACCGGAGGUUUCACUCUGAAGAAUGGAAGGUCUCUACAUUAACAGCAGCUCACAGGACCAAAGCUACGAUUACAGCACACCACCUCCAACUACCAGAAAAACAGCAGCACCACCUCCAACUACCAGAAAACAGCAACAUAACCUCUGACAACUAUAUUGAAGUGGUGGUAUACAUAAUCGUUGCUGUCGGCCUUCCUCUGACCCUGGUGGCCAUCUAUUCUCUUUAUUCUAUGGUGAGAAGUGAACAUGUUGCUCCCAUCUACGUCAUCAACCUUCUCAUUACUGACAUCCUUCAGUUCUGCUGCAUGAUCGUUCAGGUGGCACCAAAUGUGGUUUGGAAUAUAAAGAUAAUCUUCUCAGUUAUUUACCUCUCUGCUCUGAUUGCCAGUGUUUACUUCAUGGUCUGCAUCUCCCUGGAAAGGUAUUUGGUCAUCGCCCACCCACUGUGGUACCGCUUCAGAAGAACCAUCAAGACCUCUGUGGUGGUCUGUGUCCUGGUCUGGGUCCUUUCUCCUGUCUCUGCCGUCUGUUUCUAUUUCACUUAUGUCAGAUACACACUCGCUGCCCUCCUCCUCCUCCCUCCCUUCCCUCUGUUAAUCUUCUUCCUGGUUGGGACCCUCAAAGCCCUGUCUGCUUCCAUCUCGGUCCCCUCUGAUGAAAAACGACGAAUUGUGGGAAUUUUGGUUCUGGUGCUGCUUAUUUACACUCUGCUGUUCCUGCCCAGCAUCAUUUAUUACCUGGUAGAAAACCAUCACCCGACCCUCUACUUCCUGUCUCUCAUCUUCCUGAGGUUGAGUCCUCUUGCAGACUUGUUCCUGUAUGUCUUCAUGAGGAAAGGGUUCAUAGACAAGCUUUUGGCCUCUGUGUGUUGCUGCAGAAUGGACAGCAAUGAU